UGCUCUUAGUUUUCCUGUCUCUUAUGUAAAAUCUAGUUAUCCAGUUAGACCAAAACUUCAUCCUUCUUGUUGUUAUUAUUAUUCUGUCAUGAAUCAUCUAUAUUCCUUCUUCUUCUUCCUUUUUUCCUUCCUUUUUUUUUUUUUUUUUAAUAAUUUAACCAUAUUGAUUAUACAAAUUUGGUUAAUGUCAUUUUAUCGCCAAAUUAGGAAACAUUUUAUAUUUUGUCUUCAAAAUUACAAAUUCUCUCAAUAAAAAAUAUAUAUAUACAUAUAUAUAUACAUAUAUUAUCAUUUUAGUAAAAUUAUGCAAUUUUUCCUAAUAAAUUUGAUUAAAUUAGGCAUACACACUGCACUAAAGUUAAAAGGAUCUGUUUGCACAAUUGGCCCCCCUAAGUCUGUAAAUAUUACAACAAUUAUCCAAAACUUUCACACUAUGCUAGGAUAGGCAAUGGCAUAGGACCAGGCGGGCUCUCUCGAUCCCCACUUUGCGAGGAAUCCCCAUCUUCGCCUCAUUCCCUACUUAUAAAGAGCUAGAAUAGGAAGAGAUGCCCAUUCCCCACCCUGUUUUUCAUAAAAUGGAAGAAAUUACCACAUCAAAAAUAUAAAAGUAUAUUGAUGGAAAUUAUAACAAUUCUGCAUACUAUAGUAAUAGGUGGAGCCUUUUACUAAAAAAAUUCUUCUACUUUAGUUUUUUUUUUUUAAAAUACAUAUUCUACUCUUAUUAUUAUUAUUAUUAUUUUCAACCCUUAAAGAUAUUUUUUUAUUAUUAUUAUUUUUUUUGGGCACUUCUACAGGCCCUCAAAGUUAGGAAAGUUAUUAUUCUUGUAACCAAAUGCUGUUAAAUGUAUUUGUAGGAGUGACUCGAUGCUAAAAUCACUUAACAUAGGUUCUAGUCUAGAACAUAUUAUGAUUUUUGAUAAAAAUAAUGCUGUUACAUAAUAUGGUUUUUAUUUUUGCCACAAAAAAGAAAAAAAAAAUGCAACUAAUUAUGUCGACAAUACGACAUAGUUUUGGUGUUCGGAUAAAUUUUGAUUCCCUAAAUCACUCUCAGUGUCUCACGCAGUUUCUCACUCUCUGAAUCCUCGGUCUUCUGUUUUGAUAAUUUGAAUAGAGUUGUUGGGGGCUUUCUGAAACUCAGGUCAGUUAGCUUCUUCUUUGUUUGACUUAUCUUGUAUUUGUUUAUUUCUAAAAUAGAGUUGGGGGUUUGUAUGAGUUUUAAUUUUCAUUUGGGAAUUUCAUCUUAUAACCCUUUUGCUUGCUAAUAUUUGGUUUUCAAUUUCAUUGACAGAGACGUUUAUGCUCUGGAAUUUUCUUAAAACCCAUUUCAUAUAUUUCUGCUAGAACAGAGUUUAAAUAUCCAUUUCUUUUUUCUUUUUCAUUUUUUAUCCUUUGUAUAUCCUUACCCAUUAUGACCAAUAACACUUUCUCUCUCUCUUUUUUUUUUUUUUUUUCCUCUAUAUAUAUGUAUAUAUAUCCCUGUUAUUAGUUUAUAAUGACCAAUAAUGUUGUGUAUAUAUGUGUGUGUGAAUGUAUAUGUGCAUGCAGAUAGACUUCAUUAUGAAAAUCUAGUUCAGUUUCAAGAAGAGUGGGUAUUUUGCAAAAGGUUUUUGGGAGUUGAGUAUUGUUUUACUACUUUUCAUAGAUUGAUCUUGUAUCUGUCUAAGGAUAUGCACUGAAUUUCUUCCAAAUUUCAGAGUCUUUUUCUGGGUCAUUUUAUAAUGCAGUGUAAUUGAUACAAUUAGUAUUCUGAUACAAAGUAAGUCGCCAUAUACGUAACACAUUCUGAUAAAGAAGUGGACAAUCAACUUCGGAUUUUAUAACCAUGGGAACAAAAAGAGUUAAGGGAGACUGUGGAGAGUGCCAUACCAUGUUGGAAGACCGAAUAUCACAAUUGCCUGAUUCGCUAAUACAUCAUAUUUUCUCAUCCCUUCCCACCAUUUAUCUAGUCCGAAUGGGUCGUCUUUCCAAGCGUUGGAGACGUAUGUGGGUUUCAACUCCCUUUUUAUAUUUUGACGAUUUCUGUAUUAUUGCUUUAAACAAGAAUGUGAGGACUCGAGAUAUGGUCUUAAAGUUGAUGACCUAUUAUUUGAGAUAUCGCAAGCAUUGUAUGCAGAUUCCAGAUACAUUCCUAUUAAGUUUUAGGUUUGACACACAUCAUAUGUCUGCAAGCAACAGCAGUGAUAUCAGAAUUAUAGAUGAUUGGUUAAACUUUGUUGUUAAAAGUAAAGUGAAGGAGUUAGCUCUCAGUUUCAAAAAGUAUUGUUUACCUCAGUUCAUUCUUAAUGCAAGUUCAUUAACACUCUUGAAGUUGACUUAUUUGAAGUUGGUUGCCCCUACUCCUUCAACCUUUCCCUCUUUGAAAGUUCUCUCAUUGCUUUCUUUCGAAUCUGAUGUUAAAUCACUUCAAAAUCUUAUAUCCGGAUGCCCUAUUAUUGAGGAAUUGUAUUUAAGAACAUAUGCACUAGGACCUAUAGAUUUCGUUGUCAGUGGAACACUUAAAAAUCUCUCAUUAUCUGUGGAUUUUAAUGAACAGUGGUUGAACGGCCUAAUUUCUAGACUUCCUCUCCUUGAGAGAUUAGCUUUAGAAUCCCAUACAAUGAAAAAUAUUAGCAUCCGUAGUCAUAGCCUGAAAUAUGUUUUCAUUAAGUCAUUCGAUACGGUUGAGGAGGUUGCACUUACAAUUACAACGCCAAAUUUAGUCUGCUUGCACCUUACAUGUUAUUCCCGGAAUAUCAUUGUGGUUGAAGCUCCAAAUCUGUUGGAAGCCAGUUUGACCCUCGAAGAUCGUGGUGGUAUGCUUAAAGCUUCAUUGAUGGAUCUUGUACAUCUUCUUUCAAAUCUGAAUUUCUUGAAGAAAAUGAUGCUGACCAUUAGGGAUGAAGAGGUUCUCAUCCUUCUAAAAAGCAUAAGAAAAUAUUGCCCUUCUCCAUUGCUGAAUCUGAAGCAUCUGAAGGUGAAGAUUCGUGAUGGUAGGUUGUAUGAAACUGCAAAAUUGCCGGAUUCUUUGCUAUGGUGUGCACCUUGUUUGGAGACUCUUGAAAUGGUAUGAAACAACUGUAAUCAGUUAUUAGGAUAAUGCAUUAGUGUUUGUAAUGGUAAAGAGAAUGAGUUUGUAGGCAUACAAAUUUAAUGUACUUUUCUUUUUUAAGACUAAAUUGUUUGUUGCUUAUUUUAAUUUACCUUCAAUGAAGUGCAUGUUCUUU
Molecule: messenger RNA, 3203 nt
Organism: Ziziphus jujuba (common jujube)
Lineage: Eukaryota; Viridiplantae; Streptophyta; Magnoliopsida; Rosales; Rhamnaceae
Product: putative F-box/LRR-repeat protein At5g02930
Exons: 2
Coding region: 1823-3049 (408 amino acids)
Molecular function (GO): protein binding
Source: RefSeq, a predicted model, not a curated record